AUGCCAAAACCAAACAAGUCUUCUGCGUCUUCCGGGACGAGGAAGAAACAUGCCAACAAGACUGGGAAGAAUCAAGAAGAUGUGCCCGAUAGACCCCUGCAGCGAGGGCAGAAGAAGCUUAGCAAGGCUCAACGAAAAGCUCUCCCACAAGUCAAGCAAUACAUCCCUCCUCCCAAGCCACCUGCACCACCUAUACCUGAUCCUCUGGACGGACAGGGACUAGCUAGGACUCUACCUGCCGAGCUCGUCGUGGUUCUCAGACGUUUGGGGAAGAAGGACGAUGUGACGAGGCGAAAGGGUCUGGAGGAUUUGAGACAGGGUUGGGUAUCGCAAGUGAUCCGCCGGGUGGACGAAGACGAUCAGGUCGAGAGGGAUAUAAAGGAGAAAGCAUUACUUGCUGCUGUCCCCGUCUGGAUGCAUAAUCUCGCCAGCCUUCUCCAAUCUCCCUUUCAUCGAACAUCAACCCUUCAGCUCCAUGGUGAACUUCUCUCCAUAGUCAGCAUAAGAACCGCUAUCAUCGACACCCUAAACCUUGGACUCCUUCCCAGCACUCAAAAUAGAGACGUGGUUGGAUCAUGGAUGGUCGCCGCCCUCGAGGAGGGACGGAGAGCAGGAGGUGCAGCGUUGCGCACUUGGCAAUCCUGCAUCUCCUGGACCGGAGAGGAGAAUAAUGGUCGCCUCGAUCUCAGCGCCUAUCUCCAAAACCUCUCUGAAUUCCUCUCGCAGUCUAUACUCAACCCUCCAUCUUUGCACGAUGACAUACACCCAGUCCCGAUCGCCUCCACGUCUGGAACUUUUAUCCCUGAGCCGAAAGGUAAGACCGCGAAAGGAAAGAUUGCGAUAAGGGCGCCUCAGUUUGAAGUAGAGGAAUCGAUGGAGGAUACCGAACUUCUCGCUGAGCGAUGGACUCGAUACCGUAUUGGGGGACUGGUCGGUCUGGCAUGGCUGAUUCAGCAACUAUUCGCCCUGAAGAGUUCCCUCCCAAGCGAAUUCGAUACCCUGUUGAAAAAGGAGGACUUGUGGAGCUCACUAGCAUCAUCGUCAGACUUUGAUUCUGGCUUGCUGGGACAAGGUCAACCAGCCGUACGACGAGCAGCGUACACUCUCCUUGACACUGUGGUAGAUCUCUACCCUGACGUAGUAGCGGACAAGGACGUACUUCGUGUACUGUCCAAUAUGGUUUUGGGACAUUGCUGGGAUGAGUCGGAAGCGACGGUGUGGGAAUCUGCCGGACCUGCAGUGGUCAAAUUUCUAAGCAGUGCGUCCAAUCUACGUACGAGCCUCUCUGAUAGCCGUCAGAAUGGCGACAGCCCAGAGGAUUUGGCAUCGGAAAACGAUGACGGUGAGGAAGAAGACGACCAGAAAUCAGAGACAACCCCAGAAGACCGUCAACUCGUUGAUCAACAAGGAUCACCUCAAACCACCUUGACGAGAUUCUUCCAUUAUAUAUCUACUAUAUGUCCCACACUUCCUCAUCUUUGCUAUCCAUUACUGCUCGUUAUCAUCUCGACUCUCCCUCCUUCUUUUCUCCCUCUCGAGGGCGAACCUUCAGACGAAUUGAAGAGUCUUUUCUCGCACCUUUGGUCACCGGUCGACGCCCGUCUACUGUCAACUACGUCAAUCGGGUCCCAGUUAUCAGCAUUUCAAGCCUUUUUCAGAGAUGUGGUGGACAUCACCAGUUUUCUCAUCAGCAAAGCGUUGAAGACUGACAAUGGUGCGCAUUCGGUGAACUGGCUUGUGACGGAACAGUUUGGCGUUCGUAUCUGGAAAGAAGGAGUGUUGGAUAUGGGUGGUAAAGCCGUCAGACGUGGGGCCUCAGGAGAAGCUGAAGCUACUAUCUUUUCCCAGGCUCUAUCCCGGCUUGUUGUGACGUCGGAGGAUUGUGCACGGAAAGCGAUGGAGGUGGUGUCAGAAACUCUGGUAGUAAUGUGCCUAGGCGAGACCGCGGUCGAGUUAGAAAAGGCUCUCAUGGUGCUACCACGAGCCUUGCCCCUUCUGUCAAUUCUAAAAGAAGGACACACUGGGGACAUCGUAGCGAAGAUGGUGGACGAAAUAAUCUCGUCGCUGGCUUCCGGAAGCUUAGAGAGGCUUUUGUCCAUCUCUGUGGAGAAGCCGAAGUUGGCAACAACAUACACGACUUUUCUGGUCGAGGUGCUCCGAACACACCCCGCCUUGGUGACAGAGGGCACUAGACACUCAUUAGCCGAUACACUCUCGAAUGACCCACAGAAAUUCCUACCUCUCAUAUCCACCGAUCUCCUUACGGCAUUGUAUGAAGCCACCAGCCGUAACACGGAUUCCACCACGUCACAUUCAAUACAAGAAGCUUUCAUUGCCCUCAUGACCUCCAGCGAUCUACCUGAAGAGAAACGUUUCGCCAUGGCUAAGAGUGUCCUGUACUUGGACGAUUACUUGCUGUCCCUGGCCGGCUCCAUGGACGUCCUCGUCGAAAAGGCCACUCAGUCGGCGCUUUCAAUACCGACUCGAAUCUCUGUACCAUCCGAGCUUGUGGUGCAAUACGUCAAGCGACCAGGAUUAUUGUCCGAUGAAGCUAUCGCCACUGUCCUCGCUCUCGUCUGUACGCAUAUACAGAACGCUGUGAGUGCAUUGUUGGUAGGCGACUCGACCGCUUUCUUUCCGGUGGCUGCUCUUUCCAUCUUUGUCGCGUAUGCUGAGGAUCACAUGGAGACAGUCUUCGAUUCGGACAUCCAGCGUCCUGCCCUCAUUGCCUGCCAUCACUUGGUCCAUCUCGGCCCCUAUCUACCAGUCUCCUCGGAUCUCCCAGCUUCCAUCGAUAUCCGGGGCAUGACUGCCUCCCUCGAUUCAGAAGAUCAAAUGGUCUUCAUCCGCACAGUGCUUUCCAGCUUCGCUUCUAUGAUCGGUCAAGUCGAAUGUUGUAUCAAGCCCGAAGUACUCGUUGAUGUAGCGCUCUCGCCGAUUCUCAAUAUCGCACUGCCUGUGACACAAGUUGCUGAGGCUCUUCUUCCAUCCGACUUGCUAGCCCAAUCGCGUAAAUACACCUCAAGUCCACCCAAAAGCAUGCUACCCGUGCUGGACCCUCUGGUCCCUUACGACGCAGAAUCGGGCUACGUUUUGGAUUCACCCUUCGAUUCUGAGGGCCAGACAAGUAUCGUUCGGUUCGUAAAAGCCUUGUUUUCACUCUUGCGAGAGGACCGACAACUGGUCAAGUAUCAGCCGUGGCUUCUGCGAGUCAUACUGGAGGCCUGGAUAAUCUCUCAAGACGCAUCGGCGGUACAUGAUGCUUCUCGAAGUCUGUACUCUCCCGACGUGUCGACCGGGGUUUUGAAGGAUAUCGUGCGAGAAUCAGAAGGGGCAUUGUCGUUCGUGCUUGCGGAUAAUGAUUUUCCAAACUGGUCUUCAUUGACCAUCUCGUAUCUCAAAACCGGCAAGGGUACGCCGACUACUUUACAAUGGCUCUUGGGCAAUUUACAGCAAGACAUAAUCCGUACUAGCGGCGAUGUCCCCUCUCGAAUCUUCCGCGACGUACUAGGACGACAAUUACGCCAUGCUGGGCUCAGCCAGGAAGAGCACGGGCAAUGGAUGUCGUAUGCUGUGGGGAAUGCGAAGAAAAAUCCUCAAUUAGCCAUGGCUAUUAUUUUUGCUGCUAAGCCUUUUUUACUCGAAAAUAAGGCAUUCGCCUUGGCUCAAAACCGGUUUGCCAACGCAGUCACUGCCAUACGAGGCAAAGAUAUAGAUCCCGCGGGGAUGUGGGCUUUACGUUUGCUCCUAUCCACUGCCCCUCCUCCCGAUGCCGCGGCUGUUUUCUUACCUCAAAAAAGAGCUUUGUUCGUCCUUCGACAUGUAGACUUAUGGAUGGCCGAAGAUGAGGAAGAUGAUUUACCUUAUGGAGGGGACUGGUUGAUAGGUGAGCUAUACAGAGCUGUGGUGCCCAUUAUUCAGGAUAUACCAGGAAGACACUGGAGUAAUAUUUUUAAUAGAAUAGAUAGCUGUUUAGGUGAUCGAUUGAUGGAACAUGAUUUUUCAUUUUGUCAUAUAUAUCAGGGGCUUGUCCUUGUUCAACAACUCCGAGAUCUGUGUGAGACAAAUAAAUCCCUUCGUGACAUAUGGCAAGAGAAGGAUCACCACAUGAACUUAGUACUCGAACGAUUUAUCGAUUGUAAACAUGUUAAACCCUUAUCAUUGACUUCCAAGCCAUUCAAAAUGAUCCAAGAUGUCAUGUUGGAUUUAUUAUCGGACGUGCAAGUUAGCGUACGCAAUGGAGCUAGCGUGUCGGAUUUAUGUGACGUGAUCAGUUCGAACAGCUCACCAGCUGCUCAAUGCAUUGCCUACCGGAUUUUAAGCGAGGUUAUCAAGGAGAAAACAAUCAAUUUGGUUCUUCAAGUGGAAGUCUCUGUAGCCGAAGCUCAAGAUGGUCAUCUCACCCAGACUAUCAAUCUGCCUCAAGAGUUGAUCACCCUUGUUGCAUCUGGAGUUAGGAUAGAUUGGUACACGGCUAGUAUACCUUCUGUACUUGGUCAGCUUCUGGCUUGGAUGGCAAUUUUAGAUCACUUUGACGAUGCUUCACGAACAUUGCGAUGGGCGUAUCUCGAUCAACUGAAUUCCUCCGACUUGUUGGCUAAUUCUUUAUUACCAAUGCUCUUCACCAUGCUGGGAGUAUCCGAAGUGGGUUCUUGGAAUUUCCCAGCGAGUCAAUAUUCUGUUGACGAAUUUCACCUUGACCUAUUUGACCCGGAAGAAUUAUCAGACCUCACUCCACUAGCUUCUCAUCUCUAUUAUCGUUCUCUUGUCACACUCCCUUCAGCUAUGAGAAGUUAUUACGAAUCCCUCAAAGAUCGACAACUUUCCAUGUCCAUGUUAGCAUUCACAGCGAGACAUUAUUCAUCUAUUAUCAUUCAACAUGAAUUCUCAGCUCUUCGUUCACCUACCGCCAUGAGUCAACUUACAGAUGAAGGAUUGAGCAUCAGAAUUGCUCAAGGAGGUGGUACAAGUGUAUCAGGGACUAGUGGAGCUGCAGAAGCUAUAGCUAGUUAUGUUGUGGAUGAACAACCUAUGGAAAUUGGGAUUAGACUUCCUGCGGAGUUUCCAUUGAAAGGUGUGGAAGUUAGAGAUUUACGAAGGGUUGGUGUACCGGAAAAUAAAUGGAGAGGAUGGUUAAUGAGUGUUCAACAGACGAUUACCUCCAGGAAUGGAUUGAUGUUGGAAGCAUUGUCAGUUUUCAAAAAGAACGUUGCGUUACAUUUCGAAGGUGUAGUAGAAUGUGCUAUUUGUUAUUCGAUCAUCUCACUCACUGAUCGGACACUCCCAACGAAACCCUGCAGGACAUGUAAAAAUAGGUUCCACGCUUCAUGUUUGUUCAAAUGGUUCAACUCUUCUCAUUCUUCCAGUUGUCCAUUAUGUCGGUCUCUUUUCUAAGUCUUCUCUUCUCUCUAUCACAGUCUUCGGAUUGUCAGUACCGAACAUAUCGGCUUGGGUAAAUCCGAAGAUCGUGAUCACAACCUUUCGGCUUGGGUAAAUUAGACAAGUGUCACAUAGUGCAUAGAUAGACGUUCCUUGUAAUUUUGACAAUACAACAAUGCAUACAUAAAUGUCAU
This is a messenger RNA of Tremella mesenterica DSM 1558, 5573 nucleotides long. RefSeq lists its product as uncharacterized. Gene Ontology annotation, cellular component: cytosol; RQC complex. The record is from RefSeq and is a predicted model, not a curated record. The coding region runs from base 1 to 5394 and encodes 1797 amino acids. Lineage: Eukaryota; Fungi; Basidiomycota; Tremellomycetes; Tremellales; Tremellaceae. The transcript is spliced from 12 exons. Gene Ontology annotation, molecular function: ribosomal large subunit binding; zinc ion binding; ubiquitin protein ligase activity. Gene Ontology annotation, biological process: rescue of stalled cytosolic ribosome; ribosome-associated ubiquitin-dependent protein catabolic process.